CACCGUCUAGUCGGCUGCGCGCGCGCACUCCAGCGGACGUAUCGAGAUAAAUAAAAAUGGCGCCGGUUCAGAUAAACCAAUAACAACCGUUUAUCAAUCAAAACAUUUUUUUAUUUAAACCAGUGAUUUCAUUACAUUUUAGCCGUUGCCAAGUGAAAUUUUGUUUUUUGUGUUUUUUUUUCUUCAAUCGAUCGUCUUUAAUUAGUGUGAUUAAACAUACAUUGAUUGAACUCAGUUCAUUAAGAACCGCACGGUUAGAUUAAGCUUACUCAGUGUUAAUUAAUAAUUUUGAGAUCUUAAUUAAAAAAUACCUAACUAUUUCUAUUCAAAUUAUAAAAGAACUUGUUUGUUAUUUGAACCGCUAAAAUAUUUUAAAAUUAUAACAUUCGUCGGAAUAAAACACAUCUCAAACGCAAACAAACUUUUUUUUAAUCACGCAAAGGCAACUGCUUAUUCUGCCAUGUUAGCAAUUAGGUUAAAAACUUUUUGCUGAUGUAAAACUGUGUUUCUGUGAUACGGACUCAAACUAAUAAAAUGCUGUGGUUUUGCUUGGUGUUAUUACUGGGAACUGUGAGUUCCCAUAAUUCUAAUGAUACUGGGACUGCUGCUAAUAUAACAAGUAACCCAUGCACGGACUUGAACCACAUAUUCCUGGCACCCGGCGUGCUAACAGCCGGCGGGAUCAACAAGGCCUGCAUGUCGAGGUUCCACACCGAUGGGAUUGCUCGUCUACUGCUCACCCUCGUCACUGAGGACCGGCAGACCAUCAUGGCAUCCAGGGAACUGCCACCAGGAGAUGGUGGAUGUUUAGACAUCAAUGUACCCCAGCUUCCGAAUUCCAAGGCCGACUUGAUCGUGAAUAUGAAGUAAGUGGAUAAUAACAUAAUAAUACUAAGAGAUGUUGCGAUUUCAAUGCUGAAAUACUCCCUCAAUGUUAGUUAAAUGAGGUAUUAAGGAACCUGAUUUUCCAUAACAGGGCAUUGUUCUAUAUUUUGUUAAGAUAAGCGAAAUCCACAUGACCUCAGCCCUUCAAAAUUUCUUUUUUUUUUAAACACUUUUAA
Messenger RNA from Trichoplusia ni (cabbage looper), 1061 nucleotides. RefSeq lists its product as uncharacterized. The transcript is spliced from 3 exons. NCBI's taxonomy places the organism in Eukaryota, Metazoa, Arthropoda, Insecta, Lepidoptera, Noctuidae. The record is from RefSeq and is a predicted model, not a curated record. Bases 535 to 870 code for a protein of 111 amino acids.